Molecule: messenger RNA, 2051 nt
Organism: Marmota flaviventris (yellow-bellied marmot)
Lineage: Eukaryota; Metazoa; Chordata; Mammalia; Rodentia; Sciuridae
Gene: Slc5a9
Product: solute carrier family 5 member 9
Biological process (GO): transmembrane transport
Cellular component (GO): plasma membrane
Molecular function (GO): D-glucose:sodium symporter activity
Source: RefSeq, a predicted model, not a curated record
AGCAAGAGCUGGCAGCAAUGGGGCCCGGAGCUUCAGGGAACCUGCUCAGGAUGGAGAGAGCUCCGCGCUCAGCCCUGGGCCCUGAAGUUAGUCUGCAUGCCUACGACAUUGGGGUGGUGGUCACCUACUUUGUCUUCGUCACUGCUGUGGGGAUCUGGUCGUCCAUCCGUGCAAGCCGAGGGACCAUUGGGGGCUACUUCCUGGCGGGAAGAUCCAUGAGCUGGUGGCCGAUCGGAGCAUCUCUGAUGUCCAGCAAUGUGGGAAGCGGCUUGUUCAUCGGUCUGGCCGGGACAGGGGCUGCUGGAGGCCUUGCUGUGGGAGGCUUUGAGUGGAAUGCAACCUGCCUGCUCCUGGCCCUCGGCUGGAUCUUUGUCCCCGUGUACAUCGCAGCCGGUGUGGUCACGAUGCCUCAGUACCUGAAGAAAAGGUUCGGGGGCCAGAGAAUCCAGAUUUACAUGUCCGUCUUGUCUCUCAUCCUCUACAUCUUCACCAAGAUAUCGACUGACAUCUUCUCUGGAGCCCUCUUCAUCCAGAUUGCCAUGGGUUGGAACCUCUAUCUCUCCACGGUGAUUCUGCUGGUGGUGACAGCUGUCUACACCAUCGCAGGGGGCCUCACAGCAGUGAUCUACACGGAUGCUCUGCAGACAGUGAUCAUGGUUGGGGGAGCCCUGGCCCUUAUGUUUCUGGGUUUUCAGGAGGUGGGCUGGUACCCAGGCCUACAGCAGCGGUACAUGGAGGCCAUCCCCAAUGUCACAGUUCCCAAUACCACCUGUCACCUCCCAAGGCCCGAUGCCUUCCACAUGCUUCGGGACCCUGUGAGUGGAGACAUCCCAUGGCCAGGUCUCAUUUUUGGGCUCACAGUGCUGGCCACCUGGUGUUGGUGCACAGACCAGGUCAUUGUGCAGAGGUCUCUAUCUGCCAAGAAUCUGUCCCAUGCCAAGGGAGGCUCCGUGCUGGGGGGCUACCUGAAGAUCCUCCCUAUGUUCUUCAUUGUCAUGCCUGGCAUGAUCAGCCGGGCCCUGUACCCAGAUGAGGUGGGCUGCGUGGACCCUGACAUCUGCCAAAGAGUCUGUGGGGCCCGAGUCGGAUGUUCCAAUAUCGCCUACCCCAAGCUGGUCAUGGGUCUCAUGCCCAUUGGUCUGCGGGGCCUGAUGAUUGCCGUGAUCAUGGCGGCCCUCAUGAGCUCGCUCACCUCCAUCUUCAACAGCAGCAGCACCCUGUUCACCAUCGACGUGUGGCAGCGCUUCCGUAGGAAGGCAACCGAGCAGGAGCUGAUGGUGGUGGGCAGGCUGUUUGUGGUGUUCCUGGUUGUCAUCAGCAUCCUCUGGAUCCCCAUCAUCCAGAGCUCCAACAGUGGGCAGCUCUUUGACUACAUCCAGGCUGUCACCAGCUACCUGGCUCCACCCAUCACUGCUCUCUUCCUGCUGGCCAUCUUCUGCAAGAGGGUCACAGAGCCUGGAGCCUUCUGGGGCCUCAUGUUUGGCCUGGGAGUGGGGCUUCUGCGCAUGAUCCUGGAGUUCUCAUAUCCAGCCCCAGGCUGUGGUGAGGUGGACAGGAGGCCAGCCGUGCUGAAGGACUUCCACUACCUGUACUUUGCCCUUCUUCUCUGUGGACUCACUGCCAUUGUUAUUGUCACCAUCAGCCUCUGUACAACCCCCAUCCCUGAGGAAAAGCUUGUUCGUCUGACCUGGUGGACAAGGAAUUGCACCCGCCCUGAGCUGGAGAAGGAGGCCUGUGAGAAUGAGGAGAGCGCACCAGGGCUGGCAGAGGGGGCACCUGGGGAGUGUCCUGCAGGAGGCGGAGCAGCAGGGGACCUGAUGGAGGAAUUGGAGCAGGUUGGAGCCCCACACAGGUCCUGGGGAAAGCUGCUCUGGAGCUGGUUCUGUGGGCUCUCCAGGGUCCCUGAGCAAGCUCUGAGCCCAGCAGAGAAGGCUGCACUAGAGCAGAAACUGACCAGCAUUGAGGAGGAGCCAUUGUGGAGAAGCGUCUGCAACAUCAACGCCAUCCUCCUACUGUCCAUCAACAUCUUCCUCUGGGGUUAUUUUGCAUAA